Messenger RNA from Haliotis rubra (blacklip abalone), 1989 nucleotides. Its product is annotated as opine dehydrogenase-like. Lineage: Eukaryota; Metazoa; Mollusca; Gastropoda; Lepetellida; Haliotidae. Gene Ontology annotation, molecular function: oxidoreductase activity. The record is from RefSeq and is a predicted model, not a curated record. The coding region runs from base 61 to 1350 and encodes 429 amino acids. The transcript is spliced from 3 exons.
AGAUAGGGAGGGAGAGAAAAAGAGAGAGGGAGAGAGAGACAUACAGAGAGACAGAGAGAGAUGGGGGAAGGACGUAUUUGGCCAGGAUCACGACAGCGUUUCAGACUGACGACCGCCGGCUGUUGUUUGAUUAUUCCAUGCACUGAACGUAAAGAAAUGUCAUCGAAAACACAAAAUAUCUUGAUUUGUGGAGGUGGCAAUGGUGCACAUGUUCUCGCUGGAAUUCUAUCUUCACGUGAAAACACUCAGACCAAUGUACUGACCCUAUAUAAGGACGAGGCUGAGAUGUGGAACAAAUCUUUAGAACAUGGAAUGAUGUGUUGCAUGUUUCCAAAUGAAUCCGAAAUCAGUGCGAGGCCUAACAUGAUUUCUAAAAACCCAGCGGACGUUGUCCCUGGCGCGAACCUGAUCCUGAUCACGGUACCUGCGUUUUCCCAUGAAAAUUAUCUGAAAGCCAUAGAACCAUACAUAUGCAGCCCAGCAACCAUUGUAGGCCUUCCUGGUCAACCAGGAUUUGAAUUUCAGUCUCGUGACAUUCUUAAGGCAAAGUCCCAAUUUGUCAGCGUGUUGUCUGCGACAACCCUUCCCUGGGCUUGUAGGAUUGUUGAAUAUGGACGAAAGGUUAAAAUCAAUGGGAUAAAGAAAACCGUAGAUGUAGCAGUCAUUAAAGAUACCUCCAGGGGUACCAUCAACCCUCUGCUACACUUGCAGUCCGUGUUGGGAAGUCCUCCUGCUCUAAACAAAAUCAACCACUUCCUGGAAGUAAGCCUCAUGUUCACUUCGAUCCAUCCAGGCCUGAUGUAUGGUCGCUGGAAACACUGGGACGGUAUUCCCUUAUCAGAGGAACCGCUUUUCUAUCAAGGAACUGACGACUUUCAAGCAAAAUGUGUAACUGACCUGGAUGAUGAAGUCCAGCUGAUUACAAAAGAAAUUUCAAAACGGACUGGUAUUCACUUUCAAGGAUGCUUAUCAAUGUACGAGUGGUUCAUAAAAAGUUAUGGAUCUGCAAUAUCAAACCCAUCCAGCUUAAAGACCGUCCUUGUGACCAACAAGGCCUACGAAGGAAUGGUUCACCCUAUGAAAAAAGUCAAGGGGGGAUAUGUGCCAGAUUUUCAACAUCGUUAUUUGUCUGAAGAUGUUCCUUUCGGUCUUGUUGUUGUGAAAGGUAUGGCAAAGAUCGUUGGUUUGAAGACACCGGUGAUUGAUGAGGUAAUCAGAUGGGGACAGCAGAAGCUUGGCAAAGUGUACAUUGAAGGAACUGAGCUGACUGGGGAACAUCUCUGUGAGACCAGAGCACCGCAAGUGUAUGGAAUUAAGACACUUAAAGAUCUCCAUACAAUGAUGAUCUAGAGAGAGAGGAAUUGACCAGCACAAAAAUACAUAUAUUCAAGUUGAGGUAUCAGUGCAUAUGCAGAUGUAUAUGUUUGUUAAAUUGUUUUGUAUUGGUGGCUGAAUGGUUAGGGACCUGGUGGUUGGGCUCGCUGUCUUGGUUGGUGCUCAAGAUGUUAGUCAAGAGACGUAUUGGUGGCUGAAAGUAUAUGUUGCUGUUGCUAGCAAUAUAUUCAAUAAUGCAUUGGGGAUAUCAAAUUUUAAAUAGUAUCCAAGUGAUAUCAUCUUAUCUGUGACUUCUACGAACCCAGAAAACAUCCAGGACAUCAGCACCCAAGACCAAAGGGAUCAGGUGGUUAGGUGUGUUGGUUAGUGCUCAUCAUAUUAGUCAAGGGGACUUCCAGUCCAGACUCCAGUUUUCACAGAUCUCCGCCAUAGAACUGGUUUAUUGGUACAGCGUCAAACAACAAACAAAACUUCCAGGACACAGUUACUUUCCAAGCAUUAACAAGAACACAGUUUAUGCUCAAUUAUAUCAGAACAUUUCCCAGCUCUGUACACGAAAAUGCAUUCGUGAUCAUGUAUUCAUGUUUUAAGGGAUAUCCGUCCGACAUUCUUGUCCAGACGUGUCUCAUAUAAUAAAAGCUUUUAAUAACUUCA